AUGGCGGUGUGCAUGAGUGGAGUUUUGUUUCUCUCCAGUGGACAAGCUAUUGCAGAUUAUUUGCGGGAAGAAGCUCUGCAGCGAAAUUUGCAAGACGAAUGGAAGGGCGCUACCCAGAUGGGACCGGAAUUCAGCGGCCAUACCGCUACAUGCACCUUGCCAUCUGAUUCUGCAAGGAGAAAUGGCACCGCAGCUACCAUCACUGCAUUGACACUGUCGAAAGAAAAUUUGAGCGCUACUCUGAAGUGUGCUGGCAAAAGCUACGUGGCCAUCUCCGAACAGUUGAAAACAGUCUGUUUACCGACGGUUUCGGAGCCGACGGUGGCCAAGUGCAAGGCUCAUAAGCAGGAUAGCGUCAUCACUCAGGUCGGGCUGCACGCUCUCCUGGACGGCAACGUUGUUACCUGCGCCUACGGCCAGGACAGCAACCAUGACCCCUUGAAGAUGGAGAUGACAACGGAAAAGAACACUCUAACCAUUAGUUAUGGUACCGAUGGCUCUCUUCACUCUAAGUCAUACACAAUUCACUAUUGCGACCCUCAGCAAGGGUUGCAGAAAUACGAAGAGAAGGACUAUGUGGGUAUCAUUCCUGCGUUUGUUGAGAGGUGGUGGACAAAGGUUGACGAGACAGGCUCUUCCACUUUGACAAUGCCGUAGACGGACUUUCCGGAAUCUGAACAGCAGUUCCGUUUGGAGUGCGUCCACGACACAAAGAAAUCUGAGAGAUCAAAACCUGCAGCGGAGGCUGGCAAAGCUGGAGACUCAACCAUCACUCAUACUACGUCUAAAUGCAGUGUGAUCGUUACUGUCAAGUCAGGGAGCUUUGCAUCGGCAUCUGGGCAAUUGGUGGCUACUCUGGCCAGUGCAGUCGCUUUGACAGGGCUCCUUGUCGGGUCCCUAUAGUCACUGUACUAAUAUUGUGCUGUAUUUAACAUUCAUAGGUGAUGCCUGCCCUCUGAAUUUCAGCAUCUGUGUAGUGUCUUAGGUGUGCCUCACUAUUGCGGCCUUCAUAUGUAUGACUGAAGUGACUUUCUUCCGCAAUCGAAUAACCCCUGUUAGUUUGCCUGUUGACAGCACAGUCGGGUGGAGAUCGGUACAAUUGAAUCCUUCGCUGAUCUGGAGUCACGUGCCGCAGAAAUAUGAGAGCCUAUUAACAAGCGUGCAUCUGUUUUGUGUUUUACGGCAGGGUGCGAGGGAGAAAUAACAUGCAAAUGGAAGCAAAUGGCAGCAUAACCUCUUUGCCAGACCCGGCGUUCUGAGUGUGGUGGACAAGACUGUGCAACGUUCCUUCCGGGUAUUCACAGCGUUUUGACGCGGACAAAGAUUUUGUGCCAUACUUAAAACUCUGAACAGUGC
This is a messenger RNA of Toxoplasma gondii ME49, 1356 nucleotides long. It is a transcript of the gene SRS40B, whose product is annotated as SAG-related sequence SRS40B. The record is from RefSeq and is a predicted model, not a curated record. The transcript is spliced from 2 exons. Gene Ontology annotation, cellular component: membrane. NCBI's taxonomy places the organism in Eukaryota, Apicomplexa, Conoidasida, Eucoccidiorida, Sarcocystidae. The coding region runs from base 1 to 657 and encodes 218 amino acids.